Molecule: messenger RNA, 2318 nt
Organism: Syngnathus acus (greater pipefish)
Lineage: Eukaryota; Metazoa; Chordata; Actinopteri; Syngnathiformes; Syngnathidae
Product: gap junction beta-4 protein-like
Exons: 5
Coding region: 355-1161 (268 amino acids)
Biological process (GO): cell communication
Cellular component (GO): connexin complex
Source: RefSeq, a predicted model, not a curated record
AGGUUUGUGGAAAAGGCGAGCAGGAAGAGACAAUCCCUGAAAGGCGGAAAAGAACUCAAGAGUUGUUCAAAGCUGUUUCACAGCCUAGGCUAAGAUGCUGUUGUAAAUUGAUAGAUCCUUUCUUGUUUGGGGAAAUUACUCUUUCGAGUUGCUUUCAGCACUAGCAAAUCAUUGAGCGGGUGAGCUGUGACUAAUGCGGGAAGAAUUCAUGCCUGUUGCACCGUCAAGAAGGACUUCCCUCCCCUUUUUCAUAGUGGAACCUGCUCUCUUGUCAGCAGACUGUUGUCACAAAGUCUGUAUAGUGGUGCAUUUGUUGUGGUCGUUUUCCAACCUCGACAAGUUCAGGCCGCAAGGAUGAACUGGUCGGGACUCGAAAGCCUGUUGAGUGGAGUCAAUAAGUACUCCACCGCCUUUGGGAGGAUUUGGCUGUCCAUGGUGUUUGUCUUCCGCGUGCUAGUGUUUGUGGUGGCAGCGCAGAGAGUUUGGGGCGACGACAGCAAAGACUUUGUGUGCAAUACGCGACAGCCGGGAUGCACCAACAUCUGCUACGACCACAUCUUCCCCAUCUCCCACAUCCGUCUGUGGGCACUGCAACUGAUAUUUGUCACCUGCCCGUCUCUACUGGUGAUGGCUCACGUCAAAUUCCGAGAAGAAAAGGACAAGAAGUACGUGGAGUCGCACCAAGGCUCUCACCUGUACGCAAACCCCGGCAAGAAGAGAGGAGGCCUGUGGUGGACUUACCUCCUAAGCUUGUUCUUCAAAGCCGGAUUCGACAUCUCCUUCCUAUACAUUCUCUAUCGGAUUUACCACGGAUACGACCUGCCCAGAUUAUCCAAGUGUUCACUGGAUCCGUGCCCAAACACGGUGGACUGCUUCAUCAGCCGGCCGACGGAGAAAAAGAUCUUCAUGCUCUUCAUGGUCACCUCCAGUGCUCUGUGCAUCUUCAUGUGCAUUUGCGAGAUGUUCUAUCUGGUCGGCAAGCGCUUGGUCAAAAGAUUCAAGGUCCGACACGAGAACCAGAGGAUCGUGUUUGCCGAUCAGCACGAGCUCACCAACAUGGCCCCGCCCAGGUCGCGGUACAAAAAGACUGAGCGCACGCUGACUGACACAAACCAAAGCAAAAGUAUGAGGAGGGAGGUGGGUGAGAUCACAACGCUUUGAUUUCUUUUUCCCCUGACAAAUGUCAACGAUUGGAUAUACGUACUACGUCUGCACGUACAUAUAUAUCUAUACACCACGUUGACUGACUGACUGAAAUGCAAAUGCUGGAGAUCCUACCUUGGCUGAAGGUGGACAACAACGGGUGCAGAAAAUACCACACGCUCGGUCGCUGAACUGUGACGUGAAAUCUCAAUGUGUUGCUUGCCAACAUCUUAGGUGAGCCCUUGCUGUUGAACAGCAAUGUCUUCCCAUAGAUGAGUCCAGAGGUAUUUGAACAGUGAGCCAAUUCUCAUGAUUUUGCCUCUAUAAAUCAUCAAUUCAUUGAAGUUAUUCCAAAGAAAUAUUUCAUUUAACAUUUGCAGAGAUUUUUUUCAAACAUUUGUAUCCACGUAUGACAAAUCAUGGUUAUGUGUGUAGGAAUCAAUCAACCAAUCAAUCAAUCACUCAAUCAAUCAAUCAAUCAAUCAACCAACCAACCAAUCAAUCAAUCAAUCAAUCAGUCAGUCAUAAUUGUUCAACUACCUGUGGACCUCUGGUAAUAAACUUGCUUGACAUCAAAUGUACAAUGUUUAUAAGAUAUACUCAAAAAGUAAUGUUGAUAAUGAGUGAGCUGUUCAGAAGCAGCUCCAAAGGUCCCUCCCUCAGGUCAUGCUAAUUGGAAGAGGGAAUUUUCAAAGUGAAUAUUCACACUAGAGCAGGGGUCACACACACACACACACACACACACACACACACACACACACACACACACACACACACACACACACACACACACGCACACGCACACGCACACACACACACCUCUAUAAAAAAAGACAUUCCCAGAAGCCAGGCGGGCCUAUCUAGUGCUGCCCUUAACGCUUCAUGCUGCAUAGGGUCCAUUUUUUUGUUUCGAUGGGGAUCGGUCGACUCAAUGUCCUUGAUUUCAAGGUGAGCUCUUGAAUUGCAGCCCCAGCAGGAGGAGAAGACACCAUGUGAAGGUGCCAGAUCACACUAACACUUGCUAGUUUUGGAAUCCACACAUCCUGCCUGCGUGGUCUCAAAGGAUGUGGAUUGGAGUCAUAGCCUAUCAAAUGAAAGCCAAAAGGCUCUUGAAUCACUUGUGUGUGAAUGCUGAGAGAUCCUUUGCAGAGGCACUUACUCUACAUUUGGACUGA